Molecule: messenger RNA, 183 nt
Organism: Dothidotthia symphoricarpi CBS 119687
Lineage: Eukaryota; Fungi; Ascomycota; Dothideomycetes; Pleosporales; Dothidotthiaceae
Exons: 2
Biological process (GO): cellular heat acclimation
Cellular component (GO): nucleus; cytosol
Molecular function (GO): transcription corepressor activity
Source: RefSeq, a predicted model, not a curated record
AACAACACCGACAGCUCGUCCGAACUUGCAGCCGUUGUCGACGAUCUGCUCAACCAGCUGAGCACAAAGUUUAGCACCAUCAGCGGCGAGUUGCUGUCUAAAAUGGACGACAUGUCUCGUCGACUUGACAACCUCGAAGCCACGAUUCAAACUGGAGAGAAGGGGAAUGGCUCGGGGAAGUGA